AUGGUCAGUGAAGAGCUGGAAUCGGCUCAGGAGCCGAGGGACCCUUUCCGGAUAGAUCAAUUGUGUGUGGACUAUGAUUAUUUGCUUUACAAGAUUCAGGAUUAUGUGUCAUCAAUACAGCUGAAAACGAUUGAAAUAUGCGAGCAACAAAACCGUAUCAUAGAGGAGGGUAUUCUGAAGGAGAUAAUAGACGUCAAUGUGUGCGGAUUGCAGGAAGUUUUGCUAAAAUGCGAAGAGCUGGAAGCGCAUUUUGAUAUGCUCGAUCAGAUAGACGUAAUUGCGCAGUCGUUUGGACCUAGAUUGCAACAAAUAGUCAAAGAACACAAAGAACUUCAGCAGCGCUAG
Lachancea nothofagi CBS 11611 is the source of this 345-nucleotide messenger RNA. Lineage: Eukaryota; Fungi; Ascomycota; Saccharomycetes; Saccharomycetales; Saccharomycetaceae. The record is from the annotation of a GenBank genome assembly.